Messenger RNA from Bipolaris oryzae ATCC 44560, 360 nucleotides. RefSeq lists its product as uncharacterized. Gene Ontology annotation, molecular function: endonuclease activity. The annotation marks the transcript as partial. NCBI's taxonomy places the organism in Eukaryota, Fungi, Ascomycota, Dothideomycetes, Pleosporales, Pleosporaceae. The transcript has a single exon. The record is from RefSeq and is a predicted model, not a curated record.
AAAGAUAAAGAUUUAUUGAAUGCCGUUCAGGCUUAUUUUGGAGUAGGUCAAGUAGCUAAGGGAGAAAAAAAUGUCUAUCGUUAUCAAGUUCGUAAACUUAACGAUUUGAAUAUUAUCAUAGAUCAUUUUAAUAAAUACCCUUUAAUAACACAAAAACAUUCGAACUUUGAAUUAUUUAAGAAAGCUGUGGAAAUGUUUUCUAAUAAAGAACAUUUAACUCUAGACGGUAUUCAUAAAUUAAUAUCUAUUAAAACAGCGAUGAAUUUAGGUUUAUCUCCUGACUUGAAAGCAGCCUUUCCUAAUAUUGAAAGUUAUCCUAAACCCUUUGUUAAAGAUCAAAAAAUAAGAAACCCUUAUUGA